AUGGCCUUCUCAGAUGCAGGCGGUUUUGGUGCGAAUAUCGUGACGUGUCCUACUGGCGAACUGAACAAGGCAAUGGAUACUUAUGCGGAAGUUCUAUUGGCUUUGUACUUGCCGCAUCGAUGUUUGGCUGGAUUAAAGAAGUCCGUACCCCAGACCAACUAUGCUUCCGCUGAAAGACUUCGUGAAGUGUAUGAAUACUAUGUUCUGAGAAAAGCGAAUAACGAAGAAACCGUCGUCUUCUCAGAAAGGAACCUGUCAUUCAUCCAGAACAUUCAAGACACCGCCUUCAACAACCCGAGGUAUAAAGUGAAAGAGGAUGAUCUUCAACGAGUAACUAAGCCCUAUAGACCGAAACAUUGGGAGGAGAACAUGUACGAAAACAAAUCUGAUGAUGAGCACGAACAUGAGAAAGAUGAUCUGAUUCAAAAAGUUUACGAAGAUUGGAUAAGUGAUCUUGAGAGCCAGGGCACAACAGAAUCAAACCGGGACUUUAUGGCAAGAACAUUUGAUGGUCUUAGUUUUACGGCUAUACUUCACAAUGGAAGCGACAACCCAGGAUACAACGUGCAGUUAACCAUUCCUGAGAAAUCGUUAGAUGAAGACGAAUUUGUUACCAUAAGUGCUGAAUUUCACACGACUGGCACUACAAAGAGAAGAAGAGUGGAACCGCCUACACCUCGGUAUCACAAGAUCAUUGAAGUUCUACUUAACAAACGGGAGUUCAUCCAAAGGGCAAAUGUAUUAAAGUACAAUCCGCAGGUUGAGGUGUCGCAGGCGAAUGGAAGCGUGAAAAGUAUAAGUGACUGGGCAACGGCUGCCAAUCUGGACGACAAAAAGAGAAGGGCUUUCCAGUGUAACAUUGCAGCCUUCUUGUUCACAUUUUAUGAGGAAGCUAAAAAGGUGGACUUAGAGGCUGGAGUCCCGGAUAUGGGAUUGAAGGCAAAAGUCCGACUUUCUCGUUAA
Seminavis robusta is the source of this 963-nucleotide messenger RNA. Lineage: Eukaryota; Bacillariophyta; Bacillariophyceae; Naviculales; Naviculaceae. The record is from the annotation of a GenBank genome assembly.